UCAAAAUUAAAUUGCAAAAUGUCGUUUCAUAAUUUUGAUUAUUUCCAAACACACGGACAGACAGACAGACGGACAGACGGAAACGGGAGACCUAUUUCUUCGUACUCUAGGAGUCGGGAACAGUCGAGAAAUCGUAAAAGUAGACUCGCUUACCCUCGGGAAGUAAAAAUAAAAAUAUAUUACUAAAGCCGAAACGUUGUAUCUCGAAAGGCAUAGACGAAAACGGAGAUCUACUUUUUCAUAUUCCAGAAACUAUAAAACGUCUAGAAAACAUUCAUUACUACGUAUAAUAUUUCCCACGCUUACGCUGCCCGAUUUAUCUAACCCUAGAAAGCACUUCCAAUAAUACUAAAUUCGGUCUUGCACCCCUAAAAAUAAACUUGAUUGACGUUAUCUUUUUGCACUCCGAAAAGAACGUUUUCUCUAAUUCAUCUCUUUCGUAAAGAUUUGUUUAAUUUUCACUGUAGCUUUUAAUUACUUGAUAUUUUUCUGCGAUAUCAACGUCACAAACACAGAUGGUAAAAAUAAGCAGCAUUUUAAUCCUUAAAAUAAAGUUCCCUGCAAUAUUUUCCCAAGGUUUGUUACUGACACUCUCCCACAACACGACAAAUCCAUUUGAAAUAAGAACGUCUAAAACAGACUAAUCCACAUCGUCUUCCUGACUAUUUAAGAAAAUAUGGAAAUUCUCGGAUUCAGUUUCCAACUAAUCUCCUUCACCACCACAACUAAUAAUAAUGCAAAAAAUUGCAACUUUAUUCGUACUCACAAUCGGUUUGAUUAUUAACCCAGUUUUAGGCUACCCAUAUGCAGGCGACGAUUACCGCUACCUAGAUCGAGACUAUGCCAGUCCUGGAGCCCACCAACUCGCCAGCUGGAUCGCUUCGCAACUACGUCCCCCUAAGGAACUCGUCCCGCCACAAGAAGUCCCAAUUCUACCCUACCGCUUGCCCCUACAAGGAAAAAGAAAUUCGGAAGUCAGCAAUGCCAUCAUCGGAUCAGAAGAAACCCAGAAAUUAUACCGCGACGGACGGAAAUAGACUUUUCGUAAUUUCUUUAUUGAUUUGAGUGUGACAGGUUUUAUUUAAUGUCACUUGUAAUGCUUAAUGCUCGAAAGGAUUAAUAAAUCAUUUGGCUGAAAAGGUGA
This is a messenger RNA of Zophobas morio, 1144 nucleotides long. RefSeq lists its product as uncharacterized. NCBI's taxonomy places the organism in Eukaryota, Metazoa, Arthropoda, Insecta, Coleoptera, Tenebrionidae. The transcript has 2 exons. The coding region runs from base 735 to 1037 and encodes 100 amino acids. The record is from RefSeq and is a predicted model, not a curated record.